AGUUUUGGUUGAUGGGUUAUAAUAUAUCAUAAUGAGAUGAAUAAAUCUAUAACGGUGGUAUUCACAUGAAGCUCACCAUUUUCACCUAUAUACUUUGCUGCUCUCACUACUGAGACCCCUAAAAAAGACCCCCAAAUUUAACAAACAAUGGAAGUCUUGUGGGAGUUGGAGGACAAACUGAAGCUAACAACACAAGAAGCAGUUGUGAUCUUGGUCGGAACAGCGGCUGCAGUAACUUUACUCUGCAUAGUCGCAGCGUUUCUCAACCGCAAUUCUCGAGGGAAGCAAGUAGCAGACGCGGAGUGGGCGUUCGAAGCAGCGGUUGUAUCGAGAGCUAUGGAGGAAAAGAGGAAAUGUAAGUGGAGUAAAGUGAAGAGAACGUUGAUGGGUUCGUUUUGUUGGAGCUCCGGAGCCAAGUGGAUGGAGAUGGAACCGCUAAGGCCGCCUCCAUUGCUUGCAGCUAAAGAAAGGAGUCUGAAUGCGGUUGAUCCGGUUUGGAAGCGACCGAUUCUGAUGGGUGAGAAAUGUGAAUUGCCGCGGUUUAGCGGCCUUAUAUUGUAUGAUGAGUGUGGCCUUCCGCGUCAUCAUCCUCAACUUCAAGAACAACUAAAACAGAGUUCUAUGGUAAGAACAACUCUGAGAGAUUUGCUCUGACAAUGGUUUUCUCUAAUUCUCUGCAAGAAAGUUUCUUGAAGUUUGGUGUACUACUACAACUUAAAACCGCGAUGAAAGGUCAGAUUAUGAGAAUGCGGAGAAAAUAUGUUCCUGAAAACAAUGUCCUUAUGUGAUGUAGAUGCAAAAUCUUCUUUCUUUUUUUGUGUGUUUUGAUUGCUUAGAGGGGGACAAAGAUUAGCUUAAUCUUAUGAACAAACGAUUUGCUACAAAUAGAUGCAAAUUUGUGUAUUUGUAUUUUUGAUUGCUUGGUGUGGACAAAGAAAGCAGAGUUCUUAUGAAA
Molecule: messenger RNA, 955 nt
Organism: Camelina sativa (false flax)
Lineage: Eukaryota; Viridiplantae; Streptophyta; Magnoliopsida; Brassicales; Brassicaceae
Source: RefSeq, a predicted model, not a curated record